CGGAAGUACUUGGCCGGUCGUUAAAUACCGAGCCUGAGCAGUUCUCCGGGGCUUGUGAGAAGAGUGGGAGGUCAAAAUGUCGGAGCGAAAAGUUCUAAACAAAUACUACCCGCCCGACUUUGACCCGUCGAAGAUCCCCAAGCUCAAACUCCCCAAAGACCGGCAGUAUGUGGUGCGGCUGAUGGCCCCCUUCAACAUGAGGUGUAAGACAUGCGGAGAAUACAUCUACAAGGGCAAAAAGUUCAACGCACGCAAAGAGACGGUGCAGGACGAGGUGUACCUGGGCCUGCCCAUCUUCCGCUUCUACAUCAAGUGCACACGCUGCCUGGCAGAGAUCACCUUCAAGACGGAUCCUGAAAACACAGACUACACCAUGGAGCAUGGAGCCACGCGGAACUUCCAGGCUGAGAAGCUCCUGGAGGAGGAAGAGAAGAGGGUGCAGAAGGAGCGAGAGGAUGAGGAGUUAAACAACCCCAUGAAGGUGCUGGAGAACCGGACCAAGGACUCCAAGCUGGAGAUGGAGGUUCUGGAGAACCUGCAGGAGCUCAAGGACCUGAACCAGCGGCAGGCGCACGUGGACUUCGAGGCCAUGCUCCGGCAGCACCGGCUGUCCGAGGAGGAGCGGCAGAAGCGGGAGCAGGAGGAGGAUGAGCGGGAGACGGCAGCUUUGGUGGAAGCAGCUAGAAAACGGCGCUUGCUGAGGGACUCUGACUCGGAGGAUGAGGCCGCUCCCGCCACACCCCGCCCAGCCACCCGGCCCAGCCCCACUGCCAUCCUGGACGAGGCCCCGAAGGCCAAGAGGAAGGCGGAGAGCUGGGAGCAGAGCAUCGGCCUUGGCCGUGGGCCCCAGCUGUCAGACCUGGUCGUGGUGAGGAGGAUGGACCCGAACCGCAGCACUGGGCAGGGCCAGGCCACACCUGCCCCAGGCACCCCGCAGAACGGGAAGGCGGCCGACCCUGCGCCCCAGAUGCCCGGCUCCUCCUCCCUGAGCCAGCUGGGUGCGUACUCGGACAGCGAGGACAGCAGCAGCAGCAACUGAUCUCAGGUCAGGGGUCACAGGGACAGCUCCGGCCGCGUCGGAGUGGACAGGCUGCCCCCACCAGCCUUCCAGGACCCCGGGACCCGGCCCUCCCGUGCCACCCCUGGCACCGCGUUCAGACAGGCAACAUCCA
Molecule: messenger RNA, 1172 nt
Organism: Choloepus didactylus (southern two-toed sloth)
Lineage: Eukaryota; Metazoa; Chordata; Mammalia; Pilosa; Megalonychidae
Gene: YJU2
Product: YJU2 splicing factor homolog
Exons: 8
Coding region: 77-1039 (320 amino acids)
Biological process (GO): mRNA splicing, via spliceosome
Cellular component (GO): U2-type catalytic step 1 spliceosome
Source: RefSeq, a predicted model, not a curated record